UUUUUUUAUGAAAAUCUUAUAGAUUUUUUUUAUUAUUGAAAAAAAAACCUGUGGAAUUUUGAACAGUAAUCGGCAAAACAAUAUUUCCGUGGAGUUUCAGGGGAAAUUAUGACGCGUUCACAAUAACGCGAUCAAGUCCAUGGACUCAAAUCUAAACUAUUUUUUUCGAUAUUGAUUAUUUUUAUUUGACCACCCGGAUCCUCUCCGAGGGACAGGAGAGUUCUUUUUUUUUCAAAAUGAAAAAGAACAUUUGGCAGCCCCCACUCUAUCAUAUUGAGUUUGAGUUUGGAGUUUGAGUGUGUAGAAGAAUGUACAUAUACUGAAGUGAGGGUUAACUUGCCUGGGACCCCCACUCCAGGUAAUUAUCACUAGCAACCGUGUUCCCCACUCUGGAUGGUGAAGGAUAGAGUAAUGGUAACUUGAGUGUUAUGAGAGUGCAGUUGUUGGUCGUGGAUUGUGGAAUGAUGGUAGCAGGCCGGUCUCCUAGGAUCCCGCAGCCGCAGGGAGCCGAGCUGAGCCGAAUAGAGAAAAUAAAACUCGAAAGGUGUAGGUUGCAUUUCAGUGAAAAAGGCCGAAUGUACCCGGGUGGGUGUACACACAAUUACCAGGCCAACGUGCACCAUUUCGGCCAGUACACCAGGACCUCGCAUCACUCCCCAAUCCUCCAUAAAAUAAUUCACGUAAUUUAUCAAUUUACCAUUGUGCCAUAAACGACUCGUUACGGGCAUUUAAACGAGACAUGGAAUAAAUUAUUCGUAUAAACACAUAUGUCGUGAGGGAUUGGGACGUUGUCAUCGGAGAGUGCAAUCCAGUCGCUCAUCAUUUGUUAAGGAAUUUUUAUUUGUUGAGAGUUUGUGGAGACGCUUGUCAGGCUGUUUUUUUUUUCUCUUGAUUUUUUUUUUCAUUUCAUUUUGUUGAGAUAUCGAACGUCGAGUGGAGACGUGUGUGCUGGGUGUAACAAGCAUACGCCUCGAGCAAGCGUUUACCGUAGGGCUUUCACAAACACCAAAUGUGCCUGACUCUUGUAGCUAUUUAUCCAAUAAAUAUCACUGAUGAGUGUGAAAAAAAAAAUAGUGACAGCCAUGGAUAUUGACUGUCCAAUUGUUAGUCUCAAACGUUCCAGUAGUGCUCCUAUGAUUAAUGAAAUCAGUGCCACUAUGUCCGUCAGCUCACCAUCUACAUCUGCGCCGAGGGAUGCAGUGGCAACUUUUAAUCUAUUUUCCAAUACACCGAGAACGAGGCGAUUCAGCACAAGUAGUCCGGGAAGCGCUCCAAGACUGACACCACGUGUGAAUCAACUGAAGCAGGAAGAAUGUCUGGAUGUUGCUGGUCGCGAGGCAGCCCAUGAAAAGGAGAUUCACAGUGCAAUGCAGAUAUCACAGUCCUGGGAGGACCUGACACUAGAGGCCGAAGGGCUGUCCUUUAAGGACUCCGAAUCGCCGACACAGCAGCUGAAUAAAUUGGAGAGGCAUAUAACGAAACGAGUGUUUGAUCCACUCAAUCUGAAUCUACCAGCGAGUGGUGGACCACCAUUAUGCUCAUCUCCAUCGCCCACGAGGUCGCAUCUUGGGCAGCGCCAGUGCUAUUCACCUGGUUUGCACAUGGUCAAUUGGAAGACUAAUUUAUCACCGAGUCCAACGAGGAAGGCCUUUGCCACUAGGCGCAGUUUGAGUCCCAUUGCUAUUCGACCGAGUUGUCUGGGGCCUGUCAAGAGGAAGUUUGAGCUUGAUGAUAGCAAUGGGGAUCAGCUGCUGCAGCCACCCGUCAAGCGGACGUCAACGCUAGUUUUAUCAAGUUCUCCGAGGUUGUCAAGUCCUCUACCAGGGACGAUAAGUUCUGUGGGAACUCCUGAGUCGUUGUCCAGCGUAGACUCCCCAGGUUUUUUUUCAUUUCGGCCUGUAGACAGUCCGUCCCCCAGUCGAGUGAUAACGAAUGGGGAUGAGCCCAUGAACGAAGCCAACGAUCUGAUUAAAGCGAACGAUGAGGUGCAGGUAGAUCAGGUUAGCCAGUGCAAUCACAGGUGAACUACUUCUUUUGAGCAAUCAAUUAUCGUUACCCCAUCAAUAUUCAAUUGUAACCCAUAACAAAUUCAACAUAACAAGAUAAUUCGUCAUAGUUGUCUUCAAUUAGUGCGUAUUAAAUGAAUUAAUUAAUGCUGAUUGCUACUUGCCCAAAGGUGCCAGAUAAACGCAAAAUUUCCUUAUCACGUGGGAAGAAAAUUCAAUGGAAAAUUCUAAGUUUCUUGCAGAAUCCUAUCCGGUGAUUAAAUUUUUGCCUAAAAUUUGUCACGUUAAUUUUUUGAGUUUGAGAGAUCUUCCCUUCGAGGGAUUAUUAAUUCAGACAUCACAAUUUCGUUUUAACAUUCUUUGUUUAGAACUUGUUGAUUGCUGAGUGAAGCUAGAACGAAAAAUAUCGGACAAUUUUUUUUGCUGUUUUUCGAAAUUUCAUGAUUUCAUGCAGUAAAAAUAACCGGCAAAAUUCAAAGUCUCUUGAUUUUUCAAUUGGAGAUUCGGAAUUAAAAACACAGAGAAUAGGUAUUUUUUGUGCAAUCUGUUGAAUAUUUAAUGAUAAAAUUCUGGAAUAAUUUUUCGGUUCCUUCGUAAUUUUUCAAUGAGACAA
This is a messenger RNA of Fopius arisanus, 2619 nucleotides long. Its product is annotated as protein FAM122A. The record is from RefSeq and is a predicted model, not a curated record. NCBI's taxonomy places the organism in Eukaryota, Metazoa, Arthropoda, Insecta, Hymenoptera, Braconidae. Gene Ontology annotation, molecular function: protein serine/threonine phosphatase inhibitor activity. Bases 1053 to 2024 code for a protein of 323 amino acids. The transcript has 5 exons.